Molecule: messenger RNA, 823 nt
Organism: Penaeus monodon (black tiger shrimp)
Lineage: Eukaryota; Metazoa; Arthropoda; Malacostraca; Decapoda; Penaeidae
Exons: 3
Coding region: 241-573 (110 amino acids)
Source: RefSeq, a predicted model, not a curated record
ACAGUACCUGGUGAGCGAGCACGGGACGUGGUUCCCCCCUUACGAUAGAGCUCCUCUGACCAACACUUCUCCAUUUUAGGUCGCGCCAUUAGGACUGGUUUUCCGGCAUUCUGGCUUUAUCUUUUCCUUGUGUUAAUGUGAAGUGUUUGGAUGUGUGAUGAAGUGACUUUCUUCGAGAGAAAAUACAGUAAACUUUGAUUUGCGCUUUGGAAUUGUGUGCCAUAAUUAGCGAUCCGCACAAUGAACCGGAAAGCAUUUAUCCUGCUGCUCUUUACAGCUCACGUCCCGCUUGUGCUUGGCGUCGACGAAGGUUCGGGAGCGAUGCCUCAGGCCCCUGGGCUUGCUCCCGCUUCCCGGAACCAGCCCGAAGGAACCGGCGAUUCCCAGAAGCGCCGGGAGGAGCUAAUGGCACGUGAGGAACAGACGGCGAGCGGAGAGGAGAGGGAGAUUAAGGACACGGCGGCUGCUGGGGACGCGGAGACGGCCGAGGGCGACGGGAAGGAGCCGGUCAGCGACGUCCCGAAGGCGCCUGCCACUCGCACUGGAGGACGAGGCGCUCCUGAAGAGUAUUGAUCAGCUGACGACGAGCUUCAAGACGUACAUACACAACACCAACGCGACGGAGCUGCAGCAGGUCGCCGCCCGCACCAUCGCCCUCAACAUCCCCCAGCUGCCCCUCUUCGGCAACCUCUUCGGCCUCUCCUCGGACUCGGUGGGGACCUCGCUCGCCUUCGCCCUCUUCCUCGGCUGGCCGCUCCUCCUCGGCGCGCUGUACCUCGCCCUCAUCCUCCUCUACCCCAACAGGCGCAGCGACAGCUAUUUC